Camelina sativa (false flax) is the source of this 3369-nucleotide messenger RNA. RefSeq lists its product as uncharacterized. Lineage: Eukaryota; Viridiplantae; Streptophyta; Magnoliopsida; Brassicales; Brassicaceae. Gene Ontology annotation, molecular function: nucleic acid binding; RNA-DNA hybrid ribonuclease activity. The record is from RefSeq and is a predicted model, not a curated record.
AUGCCCAGGCCUAGUAUGAUCCAGGAUUGUGGUUUCUUGGAAUUCCCGUAUUUGGGUGAUUACUUGUCUUGGCGGUGUUGGAGGGAUAAAAAGCCUAUCCGGUGUCGGUUGGAUAGAGCUCUAGGAAAUGAAGACUGGCAUGCUCUUUUCCCGGAUACCGUGACAGAAUAUUUGCCGAUGGUGGCGUCUGAUCACAAGCCCCUGUUAGCGUAUAUAGGCGCCAAACAUCCCAAGGGGAAGAGGCGGUUUGUUUUUGAUAGACGGUGGAUUGGGAAAGAAGGAUUAAUGAGUACCAUUUCUUCGGGCUGGGGAGCGGAUGGACAGAAUGGGCAGGGACUUUUUGUGGACAAAGUGGUGAACUGUCGGCGGUCUAUCUCGCAGUGGCGGAAGACACAGGUGCCAGUCGGCCGGGAUGCAAUAGAUAUUAUUACAAGGCAGCUAACGGAAGCACAGGCAGAUGAUGCAACAUCCCCGGAAACGAUAACGGUUUUGACCAAUCAAUUGAGGGAGGCUUAUCGGGAUGAAGAAAUUUAUUGGUAUCAGAAGAGUCGGAAUCGAUGGAUGCGGGUAGGAGAUAGGAACUCCAAGUAUUUCCAUGCACAAACGAAGCAGCGCAGAUCACGGAACAGGAUAGUGGGACUUUUUGAUAAAAACAAUGUGUGGUCUACGGAUGAUGAGACGAUUUGUAACACGGCGGUUUCAUAUUUUCAGGAUUUAUUCUCCACAAUUGGACCGGCUAAUUGUGAUGAGAUUCUAGGGGAAAUUGCUAGGGUGAUUACGGAUGCGGAUAAUGCUUUCUUGAAUAGUCCGGCUACGGAGAAAGAGGGUUCUUUUGAUAAGCGGCUCAAUUCCACGCAUAUUUCUCUAAUUCCGAAAGUGCCGAAACCAACUCGCAUGGCUGAGCUACGGCCUAUCAGCUUAUGUAAUGUGGGUUAUAAGAUCAUCUCAAAAAUUUUAUGUCAACGGUUAAAACGGGUGUUACCAACUCUUAUCUCGGAAACUCAGUCUGCUUUUGUCCCCGGUCGGUUGAUUUCGGAUAACAUUCUGAUUGCCCAGGAAAUGUUCCAUGGGCUUCGGACAAACAAUUCUUGCAAGUCAAAAUUCAUGGCGAUCAAAACGGAUAUGAGCAAAGCUUAUGAUCGGGUUGAAUGGAGUUUUGUGGAGCAAGUUCUCCGGCAAAUGGGUUUCUCAGACCGAUGGAUAUCCUGGAUUAUGUACUGCGUGUCAUCGGUGGAUUAUAAGGUUUUACUAAAUGGACAACCACAUGGUUUCAUUCAGCCGGCAAGGGGUUUACGACAGGGGGAUCCUUUAUCACCUUAUUUGUUUAUUCUUUGCACGGAGGUGCUAAUAGCAAAUGUUCGGAAGGCAGAACGGGAAAAACUGAUCACCGGUAUUAAAGUGGCAAAUCAAUGCCCACCUAUUACUCAUCUUCUUUUUGCGGACGAUAGCUUAUUUUUCUGUAAAGUUACUAAGGAAGAGUGUGAGGCUAUUUUAACGGUUCUGCGGUCAUAUGAAGCGGUUUCUGGUCAAUUGAUAAAUUUGGAAAAAUCCUCAAUUCAAUUCGGUCACAAGGUCCCGGAGGAUACAAAGGCAGAGUUACAGUCGAUUCUUGGCAUAUCUAAAUUAGGUGGCAUGGGAUCCUACCUGGGGAUCCCCGAGAGUUUGGGGGGUUCAAAGACGAAGGUAUUCUCUUUUGUUCGGGAUAAGUUGCAGGGUCGCACUACUGGUUGGUCGGCCAAACUGCUUUCAAGGGGGGGAAAGGAAGUGAUGAUAAAGUCUGUGGCCACGGCUGUUCCGACUUUUGUGAUGUCCUGUUUUCGCAUUCCGAAAACCAUAACGUCAAAAUUAACAAGUGCCAUUGCAAAUUUUUGGUGGAGUUCAAAUGGACAGUCUGGGGGUAUGCAUUGGUUAGCCUGGGAAAAGCUUUGUGCGUCAAAGCAAUUCGGCGGACUGGGUUUUCGGAAUAUUGAUGAUUUUAACUCCGCUUUAUUGGCGAAGCAGUUAUGGCGGUUGAUAGAAGUGCCUGAUUCGCUCUUUGCACGGGUGUUUAAGAGCAGGUAUUAUCGGAACUCGCAUCCUAUGGAUCCUAUAAAAUCUUACUCUCCUUCCUAUGGGUGGAGAAGUAUUGUUUCCGCUCGCUCUCUGACAGAUCCCUGGGUUCCUGCUCAAUUCCCGAGACCAGCGUUAUGUAAGGGUUCUUUUAAGGAUCCUUCGAUCCAGAUGAAUGAUCUAAUUGAUCGGAGUUCUAAUACCUGGAGGAUGGAUCGUUUAGCUGAUCUGUUUGAUCCAGAAGAUGUAUCUUUAAUUAGUGCGAUUCCUCUGAGUCUUACACCACAAUAUGACUCUUUUGGUUGGCAUUUUACAAAAUCGGGUAAGUACAUGGUCAAAUCUGGAUAUCAUACGGCUCGAUUGCCACCACCACACAGUACUAUGCCGGUUGUAUGUGGCCCUGAUUGUGCCCCUUUAAAGGCUAGUGUUUGGAAAGUAAAGUGCCCUCCAAAAAUUCAGCACUUUAUGUGGCAAGUUCUCUCUGGCUGUCUUUCAGUUGCGGCUAAUUUAGGACGCCGGGGAAUAUCUUGUGACCUAGAGUGUAUGCGUUGUGGUUUUCCUUUAGAAACGAUUAAUCAUGCCUUGUUCGAAUGUCCUCCCGUACGACAGGUCUGGGCUUUGUCCAAUGUUCCAUCAGGGCCACAAAACCCGGGGGCUCAGGUAGUCGCCUUCCCAUGGAUUUUGUGGUAUAUAUGGAAAGCACGGAAUGCAAAAGUUUUUGAAAAUGUGGCUGAAAAACCGGAUGCGAUUUCACAGUUGGCGGCCUCUAAGGCAUUAGCCUGGUCUACGGCCCAGGUUGAGAACGAGGAAGGUUUCACGGUUCCAACAGCACCUAAUCCGCGGGUGGUGCGAGGUGUCUCCUCUCUUCCUAUUGCGUAUGAUGGGUUUCGUUGUUUUGUUGAUGGCUCAUGGAAGGAUACAGAUAAGUUUGCGGGUGCAGGCUGGGUGUGUACGUCUUCCACCGGUGUUUCUUUGCUUAUGGGUGCCUCCAACUUUAGGCGUAGUCUUUCACCGCUUCAUGCUGAGGUUGAAGCUUUUGUGUGGGCGUUACGCUGUAUGAUUGGUCAUGAAUAUAAAGAGGUGGCUUUUCUCACAGACUGCUCAGACUUGGUGAAGAUGGUGUCCUCACCAGCUGAAUGGCCGGCUUUCUCUGCCUAUCUUGUCGACGUUAUAGAGGAUAUGAAGGAGUUUACAAGAUUCUCGUUAACUUUGAUUCCUAGGAAUGCGAAUGUACUUGCGGAUCGAUUAGCACGACAAGUUCGUACUCAACCGCACGUGGUUACAUCUGUUAGCUGUACUUUUCCUAAUUGGCUUGUUUGA